AAAGUUCCAAUAUAUCCUUUUGAAUAUGAGGAAGAAGAGAAGCGAAGGGAAAGGGGAAACUGGGGGCGCAGUGGUUGGAAGUGGCGAGUGUGUGCUUUUGAUUUGAAGGCCGAAAUGGGACGGGAGAGGCGCAGCAAGGCAGGCCCUUUUGGAAAAGCGAAAGCCCAGUGCGGGCAGUGGCUGCCUUUGUCAAUUUCUCAAACAGGUAAACUGCAACAACUCUAUUUCUACUUCUACUUCUAUUUCUAUUCUAUGUUUCAAAAUUUUGAAAAAGAAAAUUCAAAAUUCUCUCUCACACCUCAAUCAUUGAAAAGGCUUACCAGCUCACGUUAGCAGAGACCACAAGCCGAACAGUGCCUCGAGCUUUUAAAAUUAUAUAUAUGGAAAACCCUGCCACUGCGCUCUGCCCUCUCUGUCCUCUGCGGCUGUGUCUGGUGAACGGUGAUGGUGGCAGAGCGGGGUGUGAACCCCACCUACAUUGUCACGAGUCCACUCGCCACUCACCACUCACCACUCACCACCAAAAAUAUACAAAAUAAGAAAUCCCCUGUUCCGACAGUACUAUACUUCGGUAAAUCGCUUCUGUAGAUCGACGGGAUAACGAUCACCCUACAUUGUUUUUUUCAUGAAAACUAGGGUCUCUUCAAGAUUCUAAAUUUUUAAUAAAUACAUUGGUUUUUUUAUUUAAUAUGUUAUUUAGAGCUCAAGAAUGAAACACCAUCUUGAGAUUUGUUUCAUUACUGUUUCUUUCCUUUUUCUCAAGCUAGAGGUCCUGCGUCUGUCUGUUGAUCUCCCCCCUCGAACUCGCUGAACUUUUCUAGGUUUGAUUUCUUUCUUAAUUUCUUAGCAACAAAUGAGUUCUUAGGCAUCCAUUAAAACGUAGGACAAGGAGUAUAAAAGGACACAGAUUUUUCCAUUUUCAAGACCAUCUUUCUGAACGAGGCAAUCCCAGGUCCACAGAGUUAUACUUAUGGCCAUUACCCCAUAUGUGGACUCAAGGUUGGGACCAUUUGCAUUCAACCCUCAUCCUAAAACAAAACAAAACAAAACAAAACCAAAACUCUUCCUUUAGUUUAAGUAGGAAUCCAACGCCUUGCUUACGUGCACAGUUUCAUACCCUAAACACAUGGUGCUAUGUUUCAGUGCUAAAUUUUAAGAAAUGAGGAGGAUUUUAGCGAUUAAUCAAGAAUAGUUUCUGUGUGUGUAUUCAAUGAUUUUGCCCUGCCUAUCUUUCUUUCUUUCGUUUUCUUUACUAUUGCAUUUUCCACAAGAAAGUUGGACAAAGGCUGAAAAGAAUAUAGAAGAAGAAGAAGCUGCCCAGAAAACGAAACAAAUAACAAAAUAUAGGAAGAGUAGCAAUGUCGGAAAAGGCUUUAUUUCUGCUGAUUUGCUGAUUUGCUGUGGGCACAGACUCCGAAUCUGUUUAAUGAUAUAUAUAUAUAUAUAAAUUCACUUCCCAGAGAGAGAGAGAGCGAAAGAGAGGGGUGUUUCGUUGAAAACUUUGUAAAUUAAUGUGUUGAACUGUAACUUUGAUUGUAAACUGCUGUGGUAUAGUGUAUGUGUAUAUGUGUAUGUAUAUGUGUAUGUGUUUGUAUCUCUCUCUCCUACGUAGUGCUCACGUGGGGUCUGAGAUGGUUGCUUCCAUCGUGCUUUUCGCUUCUUUUUUUCUUUCCUCUGCAAUGCAGUGGGUGGAGUGGUGAGUCACCAGGGCAGGGGCAGAGACCCAGAGAAGGCAAAGACAAAAAUCACUGAAAGAUCCACACACGCAUCCACAUGGGCUUCUUACUCCUCCAAAAUUCUCCCCUCUCGCCCUCAACUCAAACUCGUCUCAGAUGCCUUAAAUUUUGCUAAAUGGGUUCGUACAAAACAGACACUCCCAUAUGGCCAUUUCAGAGCAGCCUUUUUCACCCUCUCUCUUUCCCUUUACCAUUACCAUUGCCAUUGCCAUUACCGCCUCCCAUAAUUGUCAAACCUGUAAAGUUUCCCUCCUACUCCUCCUCCUCCACCUCCUCCACCUUCCUGUUUAUCUUCCCCUUCUCCUUUCCCCCUUACUCUCUCUCUCUCUCUCUCUGUUUUCCCCAAAGCCUACAACUAACUAUUAUUGAACUCCCUUCUUCCAAAUGAAAUGAAGCUUGCUUACUUGCUGCAUUUAUUGUGGGCUGCAGAAACCUUUUCUUUCUUUUGCCUCAGUCGUAAUCUAUCCUUGUCAGGGCGUCUUAUUUACCGCCCCCUCCUCACUAUCUUUUCUUAAUUUGCUUACCCUUCGUACACUCCAUCAUUUUCCGCUUCUCACUAUUUUCUGCACUGCAACUUCUGGGCUUUCAUAACUGUACUUACUACCAGAAGUGACAACACACUAUUCUCUUUCCCUUAUGUUUACUUGAUUUGUGCCCUGCCACUGCUUGCUUUGCCAUUUCGGUAAUUCACCCCUCUUGCACUCUGUCUUGCUUGCCUUUCCCCAAUGACUACUCCCACUCGCCCACCUUCCUCUUCUUCCUCUUCAAUUCCAUCCCUCCCACCCCCUUACCCCAAGUCGCCUCCUGAGUAUCCAGAUUUGUAUGGAAAGCGCCGACAAGCCGCCAAGGUUCAGAUGCUCGAGAGGGAGAUUGGUUUUCUCGAGGAAGAAUUGAAGUCUACUGAAGGUCUUCAACCUGCAUCUAAAUGCUGCAAAGAAGUAGCUGAGUAUGUGAUCGCCAACUCAGAUCCCUUGAUACCAACAUACAAGAAGCAUCGCCGCAGAUGUCAAUUUUGGAAAUGGUUCUGUGGAUUCCCCUGUUGUAAGUUAUCCUGGAUUUGCUGUUGCUGUUAUGCUGGAUGCUCGAUCCAUCUCGAAAUCCCACCCUGCUGCAACUGUAAUAACCCAUGUAAAUGCCUAUGUUGCGGUAGCUGUAAAUUACCGAAGUGGCAGUGUUGCGGGGAGUGCAGGGAGUGUUGUGGCCAGUGUGGGCAUUGUUGCACUUGUCCAACACUACCCCAAUGCUCAUGCCUUUGUCCAACCAUCUCAUGCAGCCAAUGUUGUAGCAAUUUUUCAUUACCAUCCUGCUCUUGCCCGGAAUGCCCAUGCUGUGAAUGCAAAUGCAAAUGCAAAUGUACGUUAGGAAAAUGUCCAAAAAUACGACCUUGUUGCUGUUUUGGUAGCAGAAGCUGUUGUGGAUGUACUGGAAACUGCUGCUGUAAUCCAUGCCAGUUGUGUUGCUAGCCAGAGACCACUGCUCAAUCCCUUAGUCUAAUCUGUAUCUCUUUGGGAACCUUCGAGCAGUUCAGUUAUGGAAUGUCAACUAGUCCCAAGAAUGUAAAAUAAGAUACAGUGUUUGCUGAGGAAGUCGGUGGCCGAGUGAAAAUGAUUCCUUCCUGUGGUGAGUUUAGCGACUGCAACUGUAACUGCAACAACUGUGAGGAGAAUGGGGCAUCCUAAACGCCUUGCCUGCACAAACUGGGAGAGGUCAGCUUGCUCAGGUCCAUUAAGCAUAGCAAUUAGCAACCAUAAAAGCGGCAGUUGGAUAUGGAAGAAGGAACGGGCGGACCCAUGCCACUGCCACUGCCACUGCCAUAUCAUAAUUAUCAAAAAAAAUUUACAAAACAGUAUUAGUUGAUGUGGAGACCUUUUUGGAUGAGUAAAAUCAAUAAUAUUCAAGACUUAAUCCUUUUCACAAGCGCCAUUAUUUGCUAAUGCAAUUUGCUCCUCGCUUGAAAGUUGAAACCUCCUUUUUAAGUGACAGAUCUUUCUGUGAGCCCAUAUGCACAUGCAACCCCGCCCAGCUUGCUUCCUCUUCUUUUGUCCUUAACGAUUUUCCAAGAGCUAAAAAAUUGCCAAAUAUGUCAUUUUAUGUUCUCAAUCCACUUUUCUAGUUGCAUCACAGAUUUAAUAAAACCUUGGGACUGCAAAAUACUUUUCGUAAUUUUAAUCCUUCUAUUUAUUCAACAGAAAAGGUAAAAAAAAAAAAAAAA
Benincasa hispida (wax gourd) is the source of this 3948-nucleotide messenger RNA. Lineage: Eukaryota; Viridiplantae; Streptophyta; Magnoliopsida; Cucurbitales; Cucurbitaceae. The record is from RefSeq and is a predicted model, not a curated record.